Messenger RNA from Phalaenopsis equestris, 3543 nucleotides. RefSeq names its product DNA-directed RNA polymerase 1B, mitochondrial-like. NCBI's taxonomy places the organism in Eukaryota, Viridiplantae, Streptophyta, Magnoliopsida, Asparagales, Orchidaceae. The coding region runs from base 169 to 3249 and encodes 1026 amino acids. The record is from RefSeq and is a predicted model, not a curated record. The transcript has 19 exons. Gene Ontology annotation, biological process: mitochondrial transcription. Gene Ontology annotation, molecular function: DNA-directed RNA polymerase activity; DNA binding. Gene Ontology annotation, cellular component: mitochondrial DNA-directed RNA polymerase complex.
GGUCAUUAACAAACAUUUGAGAAAAACAGUAGGGUUUAAGGCGGGUUUUGCCAUAUCGAAGCUCGGCCACGAAGGCGGCGUUGGGACUCCUUAUCUCUUUCCGUCUGAUGAGCCCUCUCGAUCUCCAUUUCCUCUCUCGCUCCAUCGUUUCUUCUUGCGACGACUUUGAUGAGUAGCUGCGCCACCCUCAUCCAACCCAAACUCCACUCUCUCGAUUCGUCUCAGGUUCUGUUAACUCCCCAUUGCCUACCUCCAUCUUCUCCACAUAGAAGGGAUAUGUGGGGAACCUUAUUCCUGCGAGUUUCCCGUCCCUGUUCUUCCUUCUCCUUGUCUUCCGUUUGCACCCCCAUCACCAAUUUCGUCAAAGAUAGCUUCUUUUUGAAGAAAGCUUCGAUUUUGGAUUCGAGAACGCCUUUUAAUGAAGGUUACGGCAUGUUCUCUUCAUUGGAUCUCUGUAACCAGAGAUCUCGUCGAAGAAUUCUCUCUGUCGCGAGGUUCAAGGGGUUUGCCAGCGUUGCUGAAGCAGUUGAAGCUAUUUCAUCAACUGAUGUCGAUGAAGAAAUCUCCUCAAUUGAGGAAAUUCAUGGGUUUUUGGAAGAGAUUAGUUUUAGAGAAGAAGCCAUUGAUACUUCUGAGGGGUGUUUAAGGAAGAUGGAACACCAUAAGCGACGGAAGCUGAAACAGCAGCACGCGAGGAGGGUAAUUCCCGGCAUGGGUGCCGGAAAGUACCACAUUCUCCGGCGAAAGCAGAUAAAGAUAGAGACGGAAGCAUGGGCUCAAGCGGCGCAGGAAUACAAAGAGCUCGUGAUGGACAUGUGUGAGAAGAAGCUCGCCCCUAAUCUCCCUUAUAUGAAAUCUUUGAUUUUGGGAUGGUUUGAGCCUUUUAGGGAUCAGAUUGUUGCAGAGCAGGAGCUGUGUAAGGAUCCCAAGUGCAAGGCUUCACAUGCGCCUUACUUCAAUGAGCUUCCUUCGGAUAUGAUGGCGGUCAUCACCAUGCAUAAAUUGAUGGGUUUGUUGAUGACAGCAAGUGGAGAUGGAAGCGUUCGGGUUGUUCAAGCCUCUUGUCAGAUUGGUGAUGCCAUUGAGCAAGAGGCUAGAAUUUACAGAUUUUUGGAAAAAACAAAGAAGCAAAAUGUCAAUAAUAAGAGAGGUCAAUAUGAUGAUGACGAUCCUGUAGCUAGAGAGGAACAACGCUUGAGGAAAAAGGUCGAAGAUUUGAUGAAGAAACAAAAGCUUCCCCAAUUAAGGAGUUUAGUUAAAGGGAAGGAUAAAAAUAGGCCUUGGGGUCAGGAUGCUCAGGCUAAGGUUGGGAGCCGUUUGAUUGAACUAUUAAUUGAAACAGCUUACAUACAACCCCCCGUUAAUCAGCAUAUUGACGGUCCGCCUGAUAUCCGCCCUGCAUUUAGACAUUUACUCAAGACUUUGAUAAAGGAAACGAAGAAAUCUAGCAGGAGAUACGGGGUUAUCGAAUGUGAUCCGCUUGUUCGUCAAGGGCUAGAGAGAACAGCUAGGCACAUGGUCAUUCCCUACAUGCCUAUGUUGAUACCUCCUGUGAAUUGGACAGGGUAUGAUAAAGGAGGACACUUAUUUUUACCAUCUCACGUAAUGCGAAUUCAUGGCGCAAAAAAACAGCGCGAGGCAAUAAAAAGGGUGCCAAAAAAUCAAUUGCAACCAGUUUUUGAGGCACUCAAUACGCUUGGGGAAACCAAAUGGAGGGUUAACAAAAGGGUUCUUGGUAUUGUAGAUAGAAUAUGGUCAAGUGGUGGGCGUCUUGCAGAAUUGGUUGACCGUGACGAUAUUCCACUUCCAGAGAAACCUGCAACUGAAGAUGAGAACGUGAUUAGAAAGUGGAGGUGGAAAUUAAGAGCUGCAAAAAAAGAAAAUAGUGAGAAACAUUCCCAGCGGUGUGAUGUGGAACUUAAACUGGCUGUAGCUCGUAAAAUGAAAGAUGAGGAAGGUUUCUAUUACCCACAUAACCUUGAUUUUAGGGGUCGUGCAUAUCCGAUGCACGCGUAUCUGAAUCAUCUUGGUUCGGAUUUAUGUAGAGGAGUGUUAGAAUUUGCCGAGGGGCGUCCGUUAGGAAAAUCAGGCUUGCGCUGGUUGAAGAUUCAUUUGGCGAAUCUAUAUGGAAAUGGUGUUGACAAAAAGUCGUAUGAUGGUCGAAUUUCGUUCACGGAGAAUCAUUUGAGCGAGAUAUUUGAUUCGGCAGAUAGGCCGCUUGAAGGCGAGCGGUGGUGGUUGAAGGCGGAGGAUCCAUUUCAGUGCUUGGCAGUUUGUAUAAACUUGGCGGAAGCAUUAAGAAGCUCGUCACCAGAAACUACGAUUUCUCAUUUGCCUGUGCAUCAGGAUGGCUCUUGUAAUGGUCUUCAACAUUAUGCGGCACUUGGAAGAGACAAGUUGGGAGCUGCGGCGGUAAACUUGGUUGCGGGUGAAAAGCCAUCUGAUGUUUACUCUAGCAUAGCUGCAAGAGUUUUAGAAAUCAUGCAAAAGGAUGCCAAAAAAGAUAGUGCUACCGACCCAAACGUGGCUCGUGCUCGACUUCUAAUUGGUCAUGUGGACCGCAAAUUGGUGAAACAAACAGUUAUGACUUCCGUUUACGGUGUCACCUACAUCGGCGCACGCGAGCAAAUAAAGAAAAGGUUAAAGGAACGAAACGCCAUCCCGGAUGAUUCCGAGCUAUUUAAUGCUUCCUGCUAUGCUGCAAGGGUUACGUUGACCGCGCUCGGGGAGAUGUUUGAAGCUGCCCGAAGCAUCAUGAACUGGCUUGGUGAAUGCGCGAAGUUGAUUGCCUUGGAAAAUGAACCGGUGAGGUGGACGACGCCUCUCGGCCUUCCUGUCGUUCAGCCAUAUAAUAAGUUAGGAAGGCAUCUAAACUUCUCUUCAAGUCAAGUGUUAUCUCUCCAACGAGAGACCGACAUGGUAAUGGCGAAACGUCAACGGACAGCUUUUCCGCCAAACUUCAUUCACUCCCUGGAUGGAUCCCAUAUGAUGAUGACUGCUGUGGCCUGUAGAAACGCUGGAUUGAAUUUUGCAGGAGUUCAUGAUUCGUACUGGACUCACGCCUCCGAUGUUGAUGAGAUGAAUGUGAUUCUUCGAGAGAAGUUUGUGGAGCUCUACAAGCAGCCCAUUUUGGAGACUCUACUGGAGAGCUUUAAAAAAUCUUUCCCUGCAUUAACUUUUCCCUCAUUGCCGGACCGCGGAGAUUUCGGCCUCAAAGAUGUUCUUCGUUCAACCUAUUUCUUCAACUAAGGAGACACAAGACCCUAAUUUCUAUUCAUAUUUCUGAUCGAAACGGCUAACAAUGACUCGGUGUGUCGCGAGAUACUGAGUUGACUCAGUGCUGUAAGUGAAGGCGAAAAUGGUCUGCUUCGGUGAAAAUGGCGGCGGACGGAGGGAGCUCAUCGGCGAAUAUUUAAGAGCCUGGAAGUUCAGUGAAGGCCAAAGGAACCAUUGGGUUCUGAAGUUUGGAAGCAGAUGUAGGGAUGGUUUUGAUUUUUGUAUGUUUUAUUUACAUAUUUGUUUUGUUGAGGUCUACAAUAAUAU